This is a messenger RNA of Gymnogyps californianus (California condor), 801 nucleotides long. RefSeq names its product triggering receptor expressed on myeloid cells 2-like. The record is from RefSeq and is a predicted model, not a curated record. Gene Ontology annotation, cellular component: cell surface. Gene Ontology annotation, molecular function: signaling receptor activity. Lineage: Eukaryota; Metazoa; Chordata; Aves; Accipitriformes; Cathartidae.
AUGCAGGACGAAAAAGAUGCCAAGUUCCUGUGCUCAUUCCUUCCGGCAGAGCAAGGAGGGGGGAAAAGCAGCUGCUCUUGGGCAAGAGCCCUUUUCACUUUUCUCCAGACUCCUCUCUUGUCCCUUUGUUGCUCGACUGACAUGGAGAAGCUCGUGCACCUCAUCUUCUUGGUCUUCUUGUCAGCAUCCUGUGCUGCAGAGAACGUCACUGUGGUGUAUGGAAUGGAGGGGGGCACCAUUUCUGUCAACUGCACCUAUAACCCCUGGCAGCAGCGGUGGAGAGAAAAGAGCUGGUGCAAGCAGAUCGAUGAGACCAAGUGCCAACAUGUGGUGAGCGCCCGACGCUUCUGGCUGCCAUUCCUAAAGAACAGGAAUGGCACCACCUCCAUCAGUGACAAUGUCCGUGAAGGGGUCCUGACAGUGACCAUGAAGCGACUCAAGAAGCAGGAUGCUGGGUUGUACCAGUGCAAAACUGACUACCUGGGGGAAACAAACAGCUUAAGGAAGGUGCAAGUGGAAGUGCUGACAGCUGUCCUGGAGACCCAAAUACCAGAGGAGCCUAGUGCUGUGCAGAGCAUCUCCAGCAUCCCUCCUGAAGCUGAUUUCACUGUCUUCUACAUCAUUGCUGGAUUCCUGGUUACUAAGUUCGUGGUGGCUGUGCUGAUCUUUAUAAUUGGCAACAGUAGGAAGAACAGAGAAACAGAGCAGAAGAACCCAAGCUUGAAUGAGCAGCAGGUCCUCCCUUUCGCUGGUCACCUCGCACAUGAUGGCAUCAGCCCCUCCUGGGAGAGCACUGCCUAG